UACCCUGCUCAUACGUCAAUGUGCCACGUUUAUAUGCUCGUGGUAUGUAGUUUCACGUGAUUAUCCAAUUUGUUACGUCUACGGCGUGAUUAUAUGUAAAAGUUAUACCAGCUAGUGUAUAACUCGGAUACUUCGUCAGCCAUGUCUUCCAUUAACAGCGUAGAGUCCCUUGGGACUCUACAAUGGGACAUGAUUGAGCUGGCCGGACACUUGCGCCAGGAACGUCUGUUUGUCAACUCGGAACAAUUGAAUCUCCAGUCUUUGAAUGAAAAGGUAUUAUACGUAUCCUCGGAUCUAGCACAGCAAGCAUGGGUGACAGAUCAGCAAAGAGUGAAUCUUAAUAAAUUAAUUGUGGCAAGACCAGACAGUACACCAGCUUCGUGUUGUCAGCGUGCAAAUACUCUAGAAAAUUCAAAUUUCAUCGAUGCUUAUAAGCACCUUCGAUACCAGGCGUGUUUGGCGUAUGGUGAAUUUUUGGGCUCCUUGCGAAAAUCGCCAAAACUAUUGGCAGCUUGUCUCGUAGAAGGUGACAAACUAGUACCAGAGACAAUGCAGACAAUAAUCCAGUCAUUAUCAGCGGGCCUGUACGGGAGUUGCCUCUUGCCCGAGGACAAAAUGUUCGUUUUAAGAUUACUGAGGGAAUUGAUGCUUUUGCAAAUAAUACCAUCCGAUAAUCCGCGUAGAUUAUUGAGACACGGAACUUGCGCAUUUUCACGGUUCUAUUCGGUAUUCCACGAGAGUUUGUUCUCGGCGAAACUGUUUCUCACCGCUGCUUUGCACGGUCCGAUAACACAAUUACUCAUGGAAGACGAGAUGUUUCUUGACAUCGAUCCGGACAAAGCACCGAUACGUUUUCCGCCUGCUGAGAGAAUGAAAAAAUUCGGCAAAGAGGGAACUUCGGAGUAUCACUCGAAGCUUCAACGCUACAGACUUUGGACGGUUAAUUCGUUGGUGCGAAUCGCACAGAGAUUCAUCGUUAGUAUACGGGAAAGCAUGCAUUGCUUUCCAACAAGCGUUUGUUGGCUGGUCCGACAAAUGGCAGGAUUAUUGGCCAAAAAUGGUAACGUCGACCGCAAAGAAGUUCACGCUAUGUGCACCGAUCUCGUUUUCACUUAUUUCAUAUGCCCGGCAAUCGUGAAUCCCGAACCGUACGGGAUCACCGACGCUCCUAUAAGUUACGUCGCGAGGUUUAAUCUCAUGCAAGUCGGCCAAAUUUUACAAAUGCUCUCUUUAAUCAAAUACCAAACUAUCGACGCUAAAGUCAUGGACCUUUAUCGUCGUUUCGAGAAAGAUUCGGUCUCCUCAAUAUUGGACACCAUGCUCGAGGGUGUCAACGAUGAGCUUGAUGACGAACCAACAAUUAUAGAUAACAGCAAGCUACAAGGCCUCUGUAGAUCCGCUGGAUUAUUCACCGAAAACGAGCUCAAUGCUUUAAUCACUUUUCUGCAAGCUGUAAACAAUCGUAAGGAAUUGUCUGAUCUACUCGUACAUUUGCCACCCGGAUCUGUAAGUGCGAACAAAAUCCCUAAUCAUCGAUCUGCGGAAACACCAAGCAAACGGGGUGGAUUGUUGGGGAAAGUGAGCCGUGCUCGUGGCAAUAGAAUUUCGGCGUCGUCCUCGUCGGGUGCGACGACUGAUGGAGCUGACGAGACGAACGGCGCGUCAGGUCCCGAAGAUGAUACUCAAGACAAACUCCACGACGUACUCGUAAUUCCGUUUGGUCCAGUUAUCGGAGAAUCCGUAGGACUCCUCAGUGAACAAAAAGUUCUUUGUAUGGGAAUACAAGACAACAUCGGUGCGGAGGCGGUGACGCACAAUCUCGCUGCUGAUUUGCCGAACGGUCAUGCCAGCCGAGAAGGUGGCAAUGUUGAUCGUAUCGAGACCCACGAGAAAAGAACACGAUUUUCACUUUCUCACGACGAGGUCCUGUUCGAAGGUUCGAUCGGAAAUACAUCGGACAACCUCGAGGCCGUUUCAGAAGCUGCCUCGAAUCACAGCGUUGCGUCGUCGUUGGAGCUCGAAACCGAGGAUCAAAAUGACAAUUUGUCGGACAUGGUGUCCGCCAACGUUUCAGGACGAGGUACACCAAAUAUAUCUGGUCGUGAUACCCCGUCCUCGCAAAUAACCGAAGGUGACGACGGUCGGGCUGCAGGUGAAGCGAGACAAUUGGAUCUUGCACCACCUACCAUAACGGCCAAACAGACACGUUCUGAAAUUGAUGAUAAAUUUUGCAAAUUCGAGAUUAAAAAACUUAUCGAAGGUGAUGAAACCGUCUCGUUGGUAUCCGACACUUGGUCCACUGAUGUUCUCGCGUCUGACAGCGAAACGGUCGAGCAACAGGAGCGUUUUUCGUUUCCUCCGCCUCCGCUCGAGCCCGCGCAGCCUGUAUUGCCCUCCGAACCUUCGCAGAGUAAUCUCGAUGUUAGUGAAACAGCUUCCGAGGCAUGGAGUAUGGACGUACUUGCCAGUGAUUCGGAAAGAUUGACUGAAGUCGAUACCGACGACACAGCAAGCGUUGCGAGAUCCGAUGACACGGCACGUUCAGAAAUUGAAGUUGAAAGUCGUGGUGAGCCCGAAGGUGGAGAAGAGACUCCACCACCAGCUAAUUUACCUGUCGGAUCGGUCGUUGACGGUGCAGGAACAAUAUUUCGACCAAUACGCGGCGAGCCCAUUGGUCGUUCAGCGAAUGCAGUAUUAUCUUCGCCAACGGCAUCACUUUCACCUUCAAAUGUGACCGGACGGGGUGGAACGAGAUCCGAUUAUCGUCAAAGCACUCGUGAUUUUGUUGCCAACAAUGCGAUGGGGCCGCACAACAACAAUACGGAGUAUGGGAAACCCGGAGGGGAUGAGAAACUGGUACAUUUGAUAGAUAAACUGCAUAUCGAUAAUGGCCAGAGCAAUAAUGGUGAAUGCCAGAGCACUAUUAAUCACAUCGGAGCAGUUGCUGUGGCUCCUGCAUUGCUGUUAGCCAAUCACAUUUCGGCCCCUGUCCUACCCACUGACAAGUUGGUCAAUGGCGAUGCGAAGCCAGAGGAACUCGAGCAAGGUAUUGCUAGCAGCAGCGAAAUAAUCGUGAGAUUGAGUACAGCGAGCCUCACAUCGAGCAGUAGUUCAGGGUCAGAACCAAGAACGAAAAAUGUCACUUCAACUCCAGAAUUGCCACUGGGACAACCAAUUGUAAAUGGUGAUUGUGAUAUUACGGACAGUGGUGCGUCGUCUUUCUCAAAGCCGAGCACGUCUACGGGAGCAAUUCCCAAAAGCAUAAGUUUCGAUAUUUCCGCCGCGCGUGGCGACAAAGAUUUGCUCGAUGAUGACCAAAAAAACAAACGUGGCUUUUUCGGCAAAUUGAAAAUGUCAUUGCGCAAUCGUCGCGGCAAAUCACUUCGUGGCACUGACGACCUUGGUCGAUGUUACGAGCGAGAUGCUAGUGGCGACUGUUCUGAUGUUGCGAGACACCGACUUCGUAGAAUUAUGUCCGAGGAUACAACUUCGACUGCGAGUAUGAAUAGUGUCGAUAGCACAGACGACAUUCUCGCUAAAUACCGCAGGAAGCCGAGUGCGACGAGCGAUACUGCAUCUGUGGAAAGCAGCCAGUCGCGGACGAAAGAAGCUGAAGACGAGAGACUUCUCAUAGAUCCAAACAACGUUGAAAUGUCAUUCGCUUUUGUCGAUGCCAAACGGAAACUUCGAAUGGUUCUCAGCACCGCUGACCUCCAACACAUUCCCUUGAGCGCUUCGCCGGAGCGAAAUACAUGGUUUCAAAAGGAAAAUGAAUUGGUGGCGUUUCUGCAACUUCAAUUGGCCGAAGCUAUUAAUUUGCAAGAUCGAGCUUUGAUAGCUCACCUUCAUGAAACUCUUCGAUGUGUGAGGCUUUUCAACGACGAUGGUUGUCGAAAGCUUUUCAGAUCACUGCGAGACGAUUAUCAAAAGAGAUCGCCUUACAUCGCAUAUUUGAUACGUUGUCGACAAGGUUUACUAUCGACUUUGGCUCAUCUCGACAGAUUGGGCGAACGUGUAAAAUGCGAUCGCGACGCGGUGAACAGUCAUUUAGUAGCGGUAUGCGUGAGAGUAUUUUUGGAAAAGCGUGAAUCGCACGUUUUGUCUUUUUGCGACGAAUUCAAGAAGCUGACGUUGACGGAUGAAAAGCAGGAUUUGGUUGAUAAUUUUUUGAGCAAAAUUCAUACCGAAAUGGAGAGUGAUUCCAUAUGGCAAGCUGCAAGCGACAGCCAACUGGAAUUGGCAAGGGUGGUAGUGGAGCAAACAGUGAUGGCCCGAGUUUAUCACAACGCUUUGUAUCCGAACGGUGAUGGUGACAUUUAUCGCGAUCAAUUGCUCAAUGAUCAUAUAAAGAGGCUUGCCAAAAUCAUAACGCCAAAUCACAAGGAUUUGAGAAUCCCCAAGAUCUAUCAUUACGAAUGUCCCUGGCCAUGGGCUCAAGCCGAAUUGGCCGUUAUAUCGGCUUACAAAACACCCAGAGACAAAUUACAGUGUGUUUUUCGAUGCGCUACUACCAUCAUGAAUUUAUUAUCCAUGGCUUCGGAGAGAGGAAUACCCACAGCAGAUGAUAUGAUACCUGUUCUCGUAUACGUCAUCAUUAAGACGAACCCACCAUCGCUGCUCUCGACGAUCCAAUACGUGGAUAGUUUUUAUGGAAAUCGUUUGGAGGGCGAAGAACAAUAUUGGUGGACCCAAUUCUGCUCGGCGAUAGAAUUCAUAAAAACGAUGGAUUGAAACGAUAGGAUGGAGUUGCUUACUGGAAACAAUGGAGAGAAAAAUUUCCCAGAUAACAUUCGCGCAUUCAAGAAUAUGCGACACAAGAAUCGAUCUUUGCGUGUAUGAAGAAUCGUGAAACUUCAUCAUGAAAAUAAUUGAGCAGAGAAGGAUGCCUUGAUUGUAAAAAUAUGCAAAAGCAGAUCGAGGAGUUUCAAGGGCACACCAAAAAAGGACACACAAUCACACGUACACACGCAUUUCCAUAGAACAGUAUUUCGAAGGCGUAAAGCGAAUAGAAUUAUUCGUAGCUUUAAUUGUGUUGAAUGAUAGCAGAGAAAAAAACGGAGGAAAAACCUCAGUGAAAUCGAGUACACAAGUUACGAGCGAGCUUAUGCAACGAAGCAUGAAAAUUGGGCAGGUCCAAUGUCCAAUUAAAUAAAAAACAAAAAAACGUAAAGUAAUGACGUAAUCGUCAGGUAUUAAUUCGUGGGUGCAGAAUUCCCGAUCUCGAGUCUCGAAUCUUGAACGAGCGCUGUCGUCUCAAACCGCGUACGAAUAUUUUCCCCGCGUAUCCAACGUCGUAACAUUUGCGGAUAAACGCAAUUGUAAGAGUCUAUGUUGGUAAGUGAAACUUCGGGAAUCAUCCGAAACGUAAACGAAUGUAGGGAAGAACUAGGAAAAGCAACAAAAGUCGAUAAAUACUCUCCGUACAAUACGUGCGCAUAAUAACAUGAUCCCAAAAUAUUUUGCAAUAUAUAUUUUUUUAGUCGGAAGAAAACAAAAAUGAUAAUACUGUCUUUGAGAUAUAAUAGUUUAGGGUAUCGCACAGUACUUCACAGUAAAAAAAAAAAAAAAAAAAUACAAAUGGGAAAAAUAAUUUGCACAAUAUAGGAGAAGAAUUACCAAUGCCUGGCACUAUUCGGUUUAAGGGCACUGUGUGACAUAGUUCGGCUCAUUCGGCUGUGCUUUACGGGAUAGGAAUCUGUACCUAUUUAAUUUUAAAGUAUACACGAAUUACGAUUUCGAUGGGAAAAAGGAGGUAAAGGGUACGGGCGAAGACCCUGGAUGGAAGAUGGAUUCAAGCAAAUAUUUAUAGAAAGAUUUAUUUUUUGUUCAGAUACCCUAUGAAGACAGCAUAUUUUUAGCUUGUACCGACGUUUCUUUUUGUCUGUUUUUUUUUGUACAUUUGUUGAUUAAGUAGCACUUCGUCAGUAGAAAAUAAUAAAGUUUACUAGAAAAUAUGCAGUGAUAGAAAGUAUUCUUCAUGAAAAAUUCGACUUGAUAAGCGCGACGAAAAUAAGGAAUAUGUAACAUCGCUCAUUUCGUCGUACGAAUACGAGAUUGUGAUUCGCGAGGUGAAAACGACAAUCUGAAAUAACUUCAGAAGUAUACAACGCGUAAUGGAGUUAAUGAUUUUCAAAAGCAAUACAAUUUGUUGGAAUGCCUCCAUUCCACGAUGUUCGCCAUCCAUUAUAUAAACUCAUCGUAAAAUCGUUAUGCGUCUAAUGUUUUUUUGUUACAAUCUAAUUAUAAUAUGAACUGGAGAAUUUAUCAUCGACGGUUAUAAAUUGUUUCACAUACGUACAACACACAAACACUUGCACGAUCAUAGAGAAUGGAGAACUUUCGUCGAACAUGUAGAGUUAUGUGAAAUAAUUAACGUUACCCGUAUUUAUUGAUUUAAUAAUUCACGUGUACGUAAAAAACAUAUAGAUAUGUAUAUAUAUAUAAUUUUUUUUCUGCCUUCUCUCAUAUCAGAUAACACUUUUAUUUAAUUUUCGAGAGCUGAAAUAUAUUUUCGCGAUAUACAAUUAUAUUCCUUUAAUGAAAUUUCGAUGAUUGUUAUCACAUUGCUUUUUUAAAGAUAUUUUUAAUUUUUACGGUUUUUGAAAAUAUAUGUAUCUUCUGUAAACUUCUGAUUCAUGGUAUUGACUUCAUGUUUGGGAAGUCCAAAAUCUUUUUAAUAUGGAACAGAUAAAUAAUGAUUUUUUAAGCGUGAAUAACGAAAUCCGCCAAUGGGAAUUUAGUAUUAGCACAUGAAAAAGUAGUUCUAAAUACCACUGUUUCUUUUUUUGAGAUACGUUGCUCAGCGACUUUAAUGUCAAAUGUCUCGAUUUGAUGACCAAUCGCAUCGUUGACAAAAUUCUGUUUUUCUUCAAAUGCAUAGUAUUUUUGCUAUAGAAUAUUUGUAGAUUGUCACAGAUAAUUAGUUGAACAGUGUAAACUCAUCAUAAAUGCUUAAUAAACUGGUUUACAGAUUUUCCAUAA
Molecule: messenger RNA, 6981 nt
Organism: Venturia canescens
Lineage: Eukaryota; Metazoa; Arthropoda; Insecta; Hymenoptera; Ichneumonidae
Gene: Gapvd1
Product: GTPase activating protein and VPS9 domains 1
Exons: 14
Coding region: 142-4731 (1529 amino acids)
Biological process (GO): regulation of GTPase activity; vesicle-mediated transport
Cellular component (GO): cytosol; endocytic vesicle
Molecular function (GO): guanyl-nucleotide exchange factor activity; small GTPase binding
Source: RefSeq, a predicted model, not a curated record